UACUGCCUUGAGUCAUGUAAUUGUCCACAGCUACCUGCAGCACAAGCAUUUGUUUCUGAUAAGCCAUCUGAAAGCUUUGGUAUGUAUAUUGUAAGAGGGGGACACGUUCUCCCCUCCCUCCUGCUGCAAAGAUGCAUUUUGAAACAGUUGACUUAUCAGUAGAGGUAAGAGGUGAAUGGCACGAGAGGGACUGCAAAGGAGUCAUUCUCAUUACAGGGGAAUAGGUGAACAUUAGUGUCUAAAAAUGUUAGCUCCCAACUGUCAGGAAUCUAUGGAAUGCAGACCUGUUAGCUGCUUUGACACGAUUUUAAGACGUGUUCGAUUUUAAGACGUGUUCGUUAAAUGAUGAUGAGCCCCUAUGCUUUCCUUCAGCCUCAUUUCAGCUCUUGCGAAAUGCAGCUAGAGAGAAGUUUGAUGCAACUCGCCUUCUCUCACAAGUUGGGUCUUGCAAAAUGGCCGCUGUAUUUGUUGUUUUUGAUUCUUGGAAAGCAAGAUGGCUGGAAUCAUUAACCCAGGUGUACCUGUGGGUAUGUGUGCAUCUGCAUACCUGAAAGGGAAGGGUGAGAGGCAGUCAGUUUCCUGGCACCUUUUGGAUCGCAUCUUCAUAGUUCUUAAGAGGUGAGUUGACCUCUGCAGCCUUACACAGGUUUGACACGUCUGCAGUGAAAAGUCCCUGCUUGGUCACCUACCCGGUUUGGCUCAUCAGUGCUUGAAAUGGAGCCUGUAACGUUCACACUGUUGUGUUAGCCAAGUCUUUUCCCUAAAUGUGAGUGUGCCGCAGGUGGUGAGACAUAGUUUGUCCCUGUAGAUUGGCUUCUGUCAUGGGCUUAUAAACAAAUAGAAUUAUUCAUCUCAAGAAUAAUGUUGCAAGUUCAGAGGAAAUAGUUCUGUAGUUGCCCUUUGCCUCAUUCUGCUCAGUCUUUGAUGCUGGGAAGAAGGACAACUUUCCACCUUCAGCCACACGUAGGCAAAUAAAUAAAUACCCCACUGGUGGAAGAUUCCAGUAGGAAUUUUUAAGUGUAUUGCUAGAGAAUUAUGCCAUGUUUUAGCUAAACGGCCUUGGAAGAUUUAGAGGCUGUUGGGAGGUGGAACAGACAUUUACUUUAGUCACUUGAGUCUUUCUGUUUGCUUAUAUAUUCAUUUAACGUGUUCAUUUUGCCUGAGUUCAUUUUGUUUGCUCCACUUCUGGUCCAUUUCCUGUCUUGCACUUUUCUCUGCUAAAUCCUGGCUGUUCUGUGCAGUGGCAUAAGACUAAUGUGUUAAAUACUUAAUACUGUUAAUUGAUUCAAUAGGAAGGGAAAAAAUGGAGAUCUGGAGAUUGCCUGAAGCUGUGGUCAGGAUCCGCUCACUGUGGCACAUUGCUGAUGAAUUGUGCCAAGGCUGCAAGGUGGGCCUGGAGACCAGGAUUGGAGGCUGUGGUCAAGACCAAAUGGUUUGCACAGGCGAUGGGCAGAACUUGGUGACAGAAGAUGUGACUGUGGUAGAGGGAGAGGUUGCCACCAUCAGUUGCAGAGUCAAGAACAGCGAUGACUCCGUGAUUCAGCUCUUGAAUCCCAACAGGCAGACCAUUUAUUUCAGAGACUUCAGACCCUUGAAGGACAGCAGGUUUCAGUUAGUGAAUUUCUCGAGCAGCGAGCUCAGAGUGUCACUGACAAACGUCUCAAUUUCGGAUGAAGGAAGAUACUUCUGCCAGCUCUACACGGACCCCCCACAAGAAUACUACAUGACCAUUACGGUGCUCGUCCCGCCACGUAACCUGAGGAUUGAAUCCCAGAAGGACACUGCAGUAGAAGGAGAAGAGAUUGAGCUGAAUUGCACGUCCAUGGCCAGCCGGCCAGCCACGAUGAUCAAAUGGUUCAAAGGCAGCAAGGAGCUAUUUGGCAAGACAGAAGUGGAGCAGUGGUCAGACAUGUACACAGUGACCAGCCAGCUCUUGCUAAAGGUCAAGCGGGAGGAUGAUGGGGUCCCAGUUGUCUGUCAGGUAGACCAUCCUGCCGUUAAAGACUUGCAGACCAAGUACUACCUUGAUGUAAUGUAUAAGCCUGAAGUACAAGUUUUGCAGAAUUCUCCUCCGCAGCCGCUAACAAGGGAAGGAGACCUGCUUGAACUUCUGUGCCAAGUCAAAGGGAAACCAGAGCCUAUUGAUGUGACGUGGUUAAGAGUCGACGAUGAGAUGCCCCAGCACGUUUUGGUGUCAGGGUCAAACCUCCACAUUGACAGCCUAAACAAAAGCGAUAAUGGCACAUACCGUUGUGAGGCUUCCAAUCAAGUGGGGACGGCCUAUUCUGAUUACACGCUUUAUGUAUACGAUCUUCCCACAACUCUCCCUCCACCCACCACCACCCCUUCCACCAUCACCACCACCACCACCACCACCAUCACCGCAGACACAACGGCGGCGGCAGAACCGGCAGUUCACGGCUUUACUCAGUUGCCCAAUACUGCCGAAGAGCUGGACUAUGGGGAUCUCUCAGAUUCUCGAGCAGGAGAAGAGAGCGCCAUCACGGCCGUGGACCAUGCGGUGAUCGGAGGAGUCGUGGCCGUGGUGGUCUUUGCGAUGCUGUGUCUCCUGAUCAUCCUGGGGCGGUACUUUGCAAGACACAAAGGUCAGUGGAAACUGAAUGCUUGUCAACAAAGGUGGGGCCAGGGCGGAAGGGGAUCUUGCCCUGCCCUGUCCUCUCUCUGCUUGUUUUAUGGGCUCUUUCAGUCAUAUUUUCA
Molecule: messenger RNA, 2718 nt
Organism: Python bivittatus (Burmese python)
Lineage: Eukaryota; Metazoa; Chordata; Lepidosauria; Squamata; Pythonidae
Source: RefSeq, a predicted model, not a curated record